Molecule: messenger RNA, 2788 nt
Organism: Paramacrobiotus metropolitanus
Lineage: Eukaryota; Metazoa; Tardigrada; Eutardigrada; Parachela; Macrobiotidae
Exons: 1
Coding region: 1-2772 (923 amino acids)
Source: RefSeq, a predicted model, not a curated record
AUGAUGCGACAUCGAGUGGAGAUAGACGAAGCCCAUUUCCGACUCACGAGAAAAAUGGAAAAUGGAGCGUAUAAAACGGUGUUUUAUGACGCGAAGAAAAACCCUUUGUGGGAGAUCGUCACACAGGGACAGACGGUCGAAACACCGCACUUGGAAAUCCAGGCCCAAAACCCGGCACAAGAAAGUGGAGUCGGAGAGAUGGCAGAGGCCUCCGUAGCCGAAGCGGCAUCAACGGAGAGUACCCGGCGACCAUCGAAACAGGAGGAUUCAGAAGAGGAGGAAGCUGGUGACGACUCAGCAGAAGAACCGGCCGAUGAAGAUAAGAUGGCCGAGGAAAAUAAGCAGCUUCCAAAAGUGGUCGUUAAACCGAGGAAAACGGCUAAAUUGGCUGAGGCCAUGAAUCGGGAAAGGGCUAAGAAAGGUGACUCUCUAAAGGAACGAAAAGAAGAGGAAGAUAAGAAGAAAAAGAGCGGUAAUGAAAGCGAGGGCACAAGCACCCGGAAGAAAAAGGGGGAGAGAGAGAAGAAAGACGAACCGUCGUCUCAUGAUGUCGAAAUAUUGGACGAAUCAGUCGGUGAAGCGGAAGAAAGGUCAUCUGUACCUAUUAUUCCUAAGAAAUUCGUUAUCGAAUCGGCUACAUCGAAGUUAAAGGUCACCGAGCCUGAGCCGUCAACAUCCAAAGGAAAGAUCAUAGCUGUGAAACAGAUUGUUCCGGUCGUCAUUUCGGCGUCCACUACGAAAGAGCGUAGGGAGAAAGGAACGCGUGAGAAAGGGAAACGGGAGACAUCCCGCGAAUCGGAAGCAUCGGAAGUGAGUCUUCCAAGUACUUCAACGGUUAGUACGAGGUCACACACGGACCCGAAAACGAAUAGAUCAAGAACCGCAGAACCAGGAAGCCUAGCGGAGGCUCUUGAAAAAGGGAAAAAAGCAAAGAGCGAACCCGCAAAGCUGAAAAAGAAAGGAAAAGAGGCCAUGAAAAUCGACGAACUGGCAAUGGCCACUUACAUUGAACCGGACGGUGACAGUGAACUUGAUUACUCGGGAGAUGAAGCGGAAUUUGAAGAUCCCGAUAGCGAUAACUUGACCAUGAUUGACGAAAUCAUUGAUGCGUUCAACGGAGCUGAGAAGAACUUUACACGAAUAAGAACCACAUCAGUAACGUCUAGAUUCAGAACGGGCUUAAAGAAAUAUCUGAGGAAGGAAAAGCACCGUAGUUUUACCAAACAGAAGUUUGAUGUGGUGCGGGAAUACGCUCGGAAUGCGGGAAAACUACUCCAGAAGCAUCCGAAUUUCGCGUAUAAGGCUAAGUUAUUCAGACCGUCAAGUUCGGAUAAGUCGCUGACGACUCCAAAUGAAGACACCUCCAUGCGAGUAGAAAGGGCAAUCGCGGGGAUGACAAGCCCGUUGGGGUCAACGAGUCACCGGAUCAGCCAAUAUAUCAAUGCUGUCUGGAAUGACGGAAAAGGACUGAUAAAGGAGAUCGACUCGGCUACUGAACGCGUAUUGCCAAGGUUGAUAAAACAGAAUAUCCUUUCAACAACGAACGCACAUAAAGGAUAUCCGAUCCGAUACACGAGAGUAGGCCUGAUUCCGCCGGAAAAACAAGCCCACUGUCAUAUGUCCGACAGUCAGGAGACGGAAAAAGUGCCAUCGAGUGGAGACCCGACAACUCCCAUACUGAAUCGGAUCGCACAGUUAACAGCUGAAGAAGCAGCCGCCCAGGCUUCUUCUAAGAAAGCGACGAAAAAGAAAGGACCAAUGGACUCGGACUCGGAAGAAAGUGAAGACGACACUACGACACAAACGCCUCUCGAACCAGCGACAGCGCAAGAUAAACAGUCUAAAGGUCAAGAGACAUCUGGAACUGGAACUGUGACGGAAGAAACCCAACCGAAAGGUCAUGGGACUUCUGAAAAACGGGAGAAAGAAAAGGUCAUGCUCCCGAUGGACAAGGCAGCGGCAGAAGCGGAAGCAGCCUCUGCGCGACAGGUGUAUCAAAAAACAUUGUUCGCACCAUUGAAGGAGGCUUUUGAGAAAGAGCGGCCGAAGUCAGCAGAUGAAGUGGGAGGUCACGAGACUUUACCACAGAAGGAGAAAGCUGAUGAACCGAAAUCUGCUCAGUCAUCAUCUGGCUCAGCGGCAAAACUGAGGAUUGAUGAAACGGAAAUAACUGACCCAACGGACUCGGCAAUAUCCCCCCAGAAAACGGAGACUAGCGGUACAAAAACGAAAGAGCCGACAGAUUACACGUUAGGCGCACCGUUGGAUGUGACUAACCGGACAUGGAGCGAAGUCCAAGCGGCGCUUCAGAACAGUGGAGAAGGCGAAAUGCUUGGCCCAGACUUGAAGAGACGAGUCGCGGAAAACUCGAACGGGAGGUCAUCACUCAGUAUGACCGAGCGAGUCCUCAAACGGGCAUAUAAGGAAGGAAGACUGGGAUGUAAAUACGACAAAGACAACAAGAUUAUUUACUACCUUCCGAAACAGGGACAGGACCGCACGCCCAGAUUGAAAAUGGAAUUGGAGGCAUGGAAGAUAGCCAUCACAGAUGUGGCUUUAGACGCCAUUGGCGGUACCAAUGGAGUGUCAUGGAAUGACCUUUCGAACUUCAUGGCCGUCCAUUAUGAAUUGGGAGAAUUGAAUAUUGAGAACGAUAAAGAAUGGAUCAAGAACGCCGUUGAAGCAUUGAUUGCAGAUGACGUGCUUCAUAUUAACCAGGAUGGCCGAGUUGACUUCAAGCCGUAUAAACCGCCGGCAAAGGAGUCUGAAUGAAUGGGACGAGUGUAAU